ACGAGUUUAUAUGGUACGCUUUGAUUGGCUAAUGGUGGACGACGUCACUCGACGGGGUAUAUAAGACCGCGAUACGAGGAGAGUCGUACAGGAAUUGAGUCCACUCAGACCCAAACACACAACAUGAAGGUUCUGGCUGUACUUUGUCUGGCGGUUGCCUGCUCCGCGCUGCCCACGGGCCUGGUUGGACCUUCCGGCGUUAUCGGACCGUCUGGCUUGGUUGGUCCCUCCGGCCCCGUCCAGUUCCACCAGCCAGCUUAUGCCUUCCUUGGCCACGCCGCCCACGCCCACAUUGCUGCUCUCAACGCCGUCAGAAACCCAACCGUGGCCCGCCCCCUCAUCUACCAGGCCGCCCCCCACGUGCCCGUAUUCUACGGUGUGGACGCCGCCGGCUGCGUCAGCGGUCCCUCCGGCAAGGUGUGCCCCACCGGCAACAUCCAAUACCUGUAAUGAGUCACUGACGGCUACCAUGCCCGCCCCCGCACACACGCAUUCCAUGUCCCGCGCCUCGUGCCAUUCCCGGAACCGGACCAUCGUCCCUGCCUAAUUUAUAACACAAUUAGUGGACACAUUUCAUGCAUUAAUCAUUGUCAAAUUGACCCACGCAUCUGUGAUGAAUACAUGUUGAUGUAAACAA
Molecule: messenger RNA, 637 nt
Organism: Scylla paramamosain (green mud crab)
Lineage: Eukaryota; Metazoa; Arthropoda; Malacostraca; Decapoda; Portunidae
Exons: 3
Coding region: 124-450 (108 amino acids)
Source: RefSeq, a predicted model, not a curated record